AUGCUCCCGCUCCCGCUCCUGCUCCUGCUCCUGCUCCUGCUCCUGCUCCUGCUCCUGCUCCUGCUCCUGCUCCUGCUCCUGCUCCUGCUCCUCACGAUAGACAGAAGCAUUAUCCACCCUUCGCUCACUAACCACUUCAUCGAGACCUUCUCUGGAGGGGCAAUGCACGGACGUCCACACAUCACGGGCUACACGGGCUACUGCCCGUCCAUCAACAUCACCGGAGAUGUCCCGGGACAGGAAGGCACCUUAUGCUUUCACUGCAAGGUCACUCUCCCCGUCUCCCGCGUGGGCCAGCGGCUCCGCCCUGGCGACAAUCCGGUGAAGCUGGGGAUGGACAAGAUCCGAGCGUUCAGGAGCAUCCCUGGCUACGCAGGGCAUGUCCCGUCGUCGGAGUCCUACCUCAGCAAGGGAGUAAGGAAGAACGGGCUGGACAUACCCCGAGCUCUUCGCUCCUUGCUAGAUGAAGGAGUGGAGGAAGCCAAGUUGAUGACAGUGCUCGACAAGAACGGGACGGGGUGGCUGGACAAAGACAAGGUGCUUGCCGGCAUGAUGGAGCUCGGGUUCACCAGAGUCCGGCACGAGGAUGUGGAAGCGCUGUUUGAGGAGAACACGAUGCUGGUGGGGCAGAAUGAUCAGAUAUCCAUGUCGCGAUUGAUGUCUCUUGUGAACGCGAUCCCGUCUCCGAGCAAUGCUGCGGUAGGAGGGAACGAGGAUGUUGGAGGGGGAGGCGGGGGGUGA
Molecule: messenger RNA, 741 nt
Organism: Guillardia theta CCMP2712
Lineage: Eukaryota; Cryptophyceae; Pyrenomonadales; Geminigeraceae
Exons: 7
Coding region: 1-741 (246 amino acids)
Source: RefSeq, a predicted model, not a curated record